GCCGGCAUCAUGGCGGCGCAGCGCGGCGUGCGGGCGGAGCGACACUGCUGCGGUGGCCACAGCCGUCGCCACGGCCGCUGACUGCUCAGAGGGCGGCAUGCAGCAACAGCAGCUCCAGCUUUCACCAUGCAUGCGACUCUACAUCUACGGACUUCAUGGCUUUUUGACUGAAAUAAUCUUCACGGCAGCUUGGGAAUACGUCACACAACUUAACUGGAAACUACCAGGUUGUUCCAGUGUGUGGUCUCUCCCCAUCUAUGGCAUUUCUGGACUUGUGAUGGAAAGCAUACUGACUGCUUGCAUGUCUUCCAAAGUACCUAUUCAUAUACGUGGUUUGUGUUAUCUUUUGUGGGUUUAUCUCUGGGAAUUCUCAACAGGAUCCAUCCUGAAAACAUUUGGUGCAUGUCCAUGGGACUACUCAGAAUUUACAUACAAUUUCAGAGGGCUAAUAACAUUUGAAUAUGCUCCUUUAUGGUAUGUUGUUUCUCUGCUGAUGGAGAAAAUCAUAAUCAACAAGGUGCUGCAACUACGGUGGGUGGUCCCACAUAUUCACAAUGGUUCAGCCACAAAGCUGUGUGACUGAAGUCAGCUGUACUGGCUGUUAAGAAAAAUUCAUCCUGUGAAAUAUCUGCCAAAAAUGGGUUGAAGUCCCGUUAAUACCAGAGAUUGGCAGUCUCAUGAAAAACAAACAAAUGUAAUCAAAUACAGUACUUAAACAUGACCUUUUUGAAAACUUUAAGUGUAAUGUCAUAGAGCAACUUUAAUACGAAAUUGGCAGCUCUAUGUUGUAAAUAUGAUAUCGUGACAUACGUGUACUUUCUUUCCUGAGAAGAGAAGUGUUUUACUAUGCAAGUGAAGUCAGUAAUCCAUACCUAGAGCAAAUAUGUUAGCUGACUGACAGUAUCUAGUUUGCUUCAAAAAACAAUUUUGUACAAUUCACAUUGGUAUGCUCUUGCUUGAUAGAUUACAGCCUUGAUGCUUCCUCUCAUUAUUUCACUUUCUUUUUUUUUUUGUGUCUUUAUUGGAGGUAAAUGGUAUUUAUGUCCCACUGGUAGAUAACAUCAUCAUUCCACUUCAGAACUAUACACUUUAUCUAUCAAAUAUUGAUACAGUACAGAUAAAUAUUAAUAAAUUUUCCUAAAAUACAUAAAAUGAAGUUAUAAUAAUUCAAACACAUUUUCACAAUGAUACAAUGAUAAGUAAGUAACAAAGGUUCGAUAUGUAAUGCAACCAUACUACAAAAAAAUAUCAAUACUUUAGCAUUCAGUUUAUAACUAAUGUGCAUAUGCCUUAUCAGUAGCGUAUAACAUAAUUUGCAAGUACAAGUAUUUUAAUUCAUGUUGCUACUGAUAAUCCCCCAGAGAAAAAAAAAGUUAGCUUAAGGGCAGAAAACCGGAGAAAAAUAUUGUUAUUUACAGUUUCAGCUGUAUCAUUAGACUCAUAGUUUCAUAAAUUCUUCUUAUUGAAAGAACUCUACACUCCUUCACUAUUCAGUUCACAAAUGGAGUGACAGUUACACUAGUGAAAAAAAGCAGUUUAUUUGCUCUGUUGUGUUUCCAGCAUUACACUCAACUCUAAACAAAUUAAUAAUGAAGUAAUACAUACAAUAAGUAAUAAAAACAGAAACAAUGAGUCAAGUGACAAAUAAAAAAUCACAUCCAACAGUAACUCGACAGCGCUAGAACACUGAUUAAGAAAGGAAACUUCAGACACAUCUGUCAAAAUCAUCAGCUUACAAAUAACUUUCUUCACAAGAAAGUGCAACAUUGUUUCCAAUUAUACCAGUACCAGCUGCCAAAAUGGAAAACAUAUGGUGGUCUGUUUCAUUUUUCCAUCAUUUGUUCCUUGUAUAUACCUUCCUGUCUUCCUCAUUUUCCAGUUAUGCACACAUACAACAAAAUACACACACACACACACACACACACACACAUACACAGAGAGAGAGA
This is a messenger RNA of Schistocerca serialis cubense, 1946 nucleotides long. Its product is annotated as transmembrane protein 229B-like. The transcript has 3 exons. Lineage: Eukaryota; Metazoa; Arthropoda; Insecta; Orthoptera; Acrididae. The record is from RefSeq and is a predicted model, not a curated record. Bases 98 to 583 code for a protein of 161 amino acids.